This is a messenger RNA of Mustela lutreola (European mink), 3672 nucleotides long. RefSeq names its product junctophilin 2 (gene JPH2). The coding region runs from base 500 to 2599 and encodes 699 amino acids. The transcript is spliced from 6 exons. Gene Ontology annotation, cellular component: sarcoplasmic reticulum; junctional membrane complex; endoplasmic reticulum membrane. Lineage: Eukaryota; Metazoa; Chordata; Mammalia; Carnivora; Mustelidae. The record is from RefSeq and is a predicted model, not a curated record.
GGGCAGCGGCAGGGAGACCGACAGCCCCGCACACCCACUGGGUGGAGAAGGGGGCCUGCCGGGCUGCAGGAAUUCAGCCUCAGGCUGGGGGCUGUCACCAAGGAGGAAUUUCCCGGACCGGGGACCCCUCCACCCCACCCCUUUCACUGUGCUUCUUAAAGGGAUCACACCGUUUUAAUUCAGACUCCAGGGAAGCCAGACUUGGGACGCUCUUUGGAGACUUUGAAUCUUUCCCUCCGGCUUCCUUCCCAACUGGCAGCCUUCCUGUGGCUGGUUGAGUCGGGACCUCCCAGGCAUGGCACUGACCAGCCGACCCAGUGCUGACUUGGUGCCAGGGCUCAUUCAGCCUCUGGUGGCAUCUUGCUUUCUCCCUCCUGGGGCGCAGUGGUGAGUUAGGGGCGCCCAGCCCUGAGUGUGCUUGGAGCGUGUCGUUGGCACCCGCCCUCACCCUCUAUCCCCCAAGCUGGAGGACGGUGAGGCUGUCAGGGACUAUGAUGAGAUGAGUGGGGGCCGCUUUGACUUUGAUGAUGGCGGGGCAUACUGUGGGGGCUGGGAGGGGGGAAAGGCCCACGGACAUGGACUGUGCACAGGCCCCAAGGGCCAGGGCGAAUACUCGGGCUCCUGGAACUUUGGCUUCGAAGUGGCGGGCGUCUACACCUGGCCCAGUGGGAACACCUUCGAGGGAUACUGGAGCCAGGGCAAACGGCAUGGGCUGGGCAUAGAGACCAAGGGGCGCUGGCUUUACAAGGGUGAGUGGACCCACGGCUUCAAGGGACGCUACGGAACUCGGCAGAGCAGCAGCAGUGGUGCCAAGUAUGAAGGCACUUGGAACAACGGCCUGCAGGACGGCUAUGGCACCGAGACCUAUGCCGAUGGAGGGACCUACCAGGGCCAGUUCACCAACGGCAUGCGCCACGGCUACGGCGUGCGCCAGAGCGUGCCCUACGGGAUGGCCGUGGUGGUGCGCUCGCCGCUGCGCACGUCGCUCUCGUCCCUGCGCAGCGAGCACAGCAACGGCACGGUGGCCCCGGACUCGCCCUCCUCGCCGGCCCCCGACGGCCCCACGCCGCCCCCGGCCGCCAUCCCGCGCGGCGGCUUCGCGCUCAGCCUGCUGGCCAAUGCCGACGCGGCGCGGGCGCCCAAGGGCGGCGGCCUCUUCCAGCGGGGCGCGCUGCUGGGCCGCCUGAGGCGCGCCGAGUCGCGCACGUCGCUGGGCAGCCAGCGCAGCCGCGUCAGCUUCCUCAAGAGCGACCUCAGCUCGGGCGCCAGCGACGCCGCGUCCACCGCCAGCCUGGGCGAGGGCGCCGAGGGCGCGGAGGGCGCCGACGAGGCCGCGCCCUUCGAGGCCGACAUCGACGCCACCACCACCGAGACCUACAUGGGCGAGUGGAAGAACGACAAGCGCUCGGGCUUCGGCGUGAGCGAGCGCUCCAGCGGCCUCCGCUACGAGGGCGAGUGGCUGGACAACCUGCGCCACGGCUACGGCUGCACCACGCUGCCCGACGGCCACCGCGAGGAAGGCAAGUACCGCCACAACGUGCUGGUCAAGGGCACCAAGCGCCGCGUGCUGCCGCUCAAGAGCAACAAGGUCCGCCAGAAGGUGGAGCACAGCGUGGAGGGCGCCCAGCGCGCCGCCGCCAUCGCGCGCCAGAAGGCCGAGAUCGCCGCCUCCAGGACAAGCCACGCCAAGGCCAAAGCUGAGGCAGCGGAACAGGCCGCCCUUGCUGCCAACCAGGAGUCCAGCAUUGCCCGCACUGUGGCCAGGGAGCUGGCUCCGGAUUUCUACCAGCCAGGACCCGAGUAUCAGAAGCGCCGGCUGCUGCAGGAGAUCCUGGAGAACUCGGAGAGCCUGCUCGAGCCCCCGGAGCGGGGCCCAGGGGCCGCGGGGCCCCCGCCGCGCUCCCGCGAGAGCCCGCAGCUGCACGAGCACGAGCCCCUCGGGCCCGAGGGCGGGCCCCCGUCGCCGGCCGGGACGCCGCCGCAGCCCAAGCGGCCCCGCCCGGCGGCGACCAAGGACCGCCUGGCGAGCCCGGGCGCCUGGAACGGGGAGCCGGGCGCCCAGGGCAGCCGGCCGCUCACGCCGUCCGAGGGCGCGGGUCGCCGCAGCCCCGCGCGGCCGCCCACUGAGCACAUGGCCAUCGAGGCGCUGCAGCCGCCGCCCGCGCCGUCGCAGGAGCCCGAGGUGGCGCUGUACCGGGGCUACCAUAGCUACGCCGUGCGCACCGGGCCGCCCGCGCCGCCGCCCUUCGAGGACGAGCCGGAGCCCGAGCCCGAGGCCUCCGGGCCCGACUCCGCGCCGCCGUCGCCGGCCGCCGCCCCGCCGCGGGCCCCCGAGCUCCCGCCCGAGUCCCCGCCCCAGUCCCCGGCCAAGCUGGAGCCCAAGCCCAUUGUCCCCAGAGCCGAGCCCAAGGCGAAGGCCCGCAAGACGGAGGCCCGAGGGCUGACCAAGGCGGGGGCCAAGAAGAAGGCUCGGAAGGAGGCGGCGCUGGCAGCCGAGGCCGAAAUGGAGGUGGAGGAGGUCCCCAACACUGUCCUUAUCUGCAUGGUGAUCCUGCUGAACAUCGGUCUGGCCAUCCUCUUCGUUCACCUCCUGACCUGACCCUUGUCUACCAGAGCCAGGAGUUUCUGCCGAGGAUGGGAGGGACCCACCUUUCUGCGCUACCAGGCCGGUGGCACUGAGGUCCAGCUCGCCUCCACACCACAUCUGUUUAAGGAGGCCUCCCCUGGCCCUGGCGCUGGGUGACAGAAGUGCCCAGAGGAACGGAAUGUGCUGGGGAUCCUCGGGAGCCCUGUGCCCGGCCUCGAAGGAAGAGCCCUGGUCUCUUGAGCGCGCCUGCCCCUCAUCCUCCCCCGUGUUCUCACCUUGCCGCUGGGGUCCCCCUUCCCUGAGCUUUUGUGUGUUUUGGGAGAGGUCACUAAACCAGGAUAGUGAUACUAACUCCCAGCCCCUUUCCUUCCACCCCUGCCCCCUUUCUUUUAACCGCCUGGCUGCCGAGGGAAUGACAGAUCCCUGGGGCAGGCGAGCCGGGGACCCAGCCCCCGACGGCGCAGAGGCCCUUGCCUUGAGUGGGCUCCACGCAGCACACACUCUGUCCCUUGCUUACAGAUGUUCAGGACGACAACGGAGGAAAUGGACAUGCUCAGUUUGGGUGCCGGGACCCAGUGCUCCUGUCUCCUCCCACCAGUCCAGUCGGUGUCCCUCUGGACCAAGAGAAGAGGGGGGGACACGAGGCACUGGAGCCUGGGCGGGAAGCCGGGCUCAGGGGCUGUUGGGAUGGCCCCAGUCUUUGAGAGGGCCUGAGCCCGAGGCUGCAUCGCUUGGGGCUUACAGUGUGCCCAGAGCGCUAAAGAGCCACCCACAGGAGCCCCGGGGCCGCCAGGAGAACGCUAGCGGGAUGUCCGUGGAUUGGUUUGUCGGUUUCCCUCACGAGGGCCCACCGCAGCCUCCAGGGAGAAUGAGCACGGAAGCCGUCGGAAGCCCUGGCAGAUUGCCCUGGGGCACACUCUCAGGCUGGUGCCCAAGACAGGCUGUUUGGCAACAAUCGUAUCCCAGGGAGAGAAGAUCGAGUCUGGGGUCCCCGAUGGGGGUCGUCCGUUGACUACUGAGCCCCCUGGCUUGCUUGGCAGAAGAUGGUAUUUGCAUGUAGCUUAUUACAGAUGUUUUGUACCACA